AACACGACCCGUUUCACGGGGCAUGUCUGGCCCAGCUGCUGCCACGGCCCUCCACAGCCUCCGCCUCGCGGCUGCCUGCACCAUGAAUGUCGUCGGGCCUCUCCUGCUGCUCUGGACAGGGACCCAUUUCUGGAGCAGCUCUGAAGCUGCUAGUCUGCCUUUGCCAACAAUGAACUGCAGUGUUUACCAGGGGUAUCCCGCGACGGCCAUCCCCUGCCCCGUCACCUAUAAGCCCAUCUGUGGUUCUGACUACAUCACCUACGGAAACGACUGCCACCUGUGUGCUGAGAGCCUGAGAAGCAAUGGCCGAGUUCAGUUACUUCAUGAAGGAAGGUGCUGACCUCUCCACGGACACGGGUGCAAAGCCAUGGUACCCCGUCACCGCUGCAGGCUCGGACUGCCUCCCCCAGGGCUCGGCGGGCGCUCCGGGCGGGGGCGGCACAGGUCCAGGGCCACCUCUGUCCACUGCAGGAGGCUGUGCUCCCCCUCGAACUCAGGCCUCCCUGACUUCCUGGCUGCUUUUUGCACCUGAAUAAAAGAGUCUCUCCAGAGAGUUUAUAUUUA
This is a messenger RNA of Manis pentadactyla (Chinese pangolin), 564 nucleotides long. RefSeq names its product serine peptidase inhibitor Kazal type 7 (gene SPINK7). The transcript has 4 exons. The record is from RefSeq and is a predicted model, not a curated record. Bases 23 to 340 code for a protein of 105 amino acids. NCBI's taxonomy places the organism in Eukaryota, Metazoa, Chordata, Mammalia, Pholidota, Manidae. Gene Ontology annotation, molecular function: protein binding.